Molecule: messenger RNA, 1640 nt
Organism: Solanum stenotomum
Lineage: Eukaryota; Viridiplantae; Streptophyta; Magnoliopsida; Solanales; Solanaceae
Product: gallate 1-beta-glucosyltransferase 84A24-like
Exons: 1
Coding region: 121-1584 (487 amino acids)
Molecular function (GO): UDP-glycosyltransferase activity
Source: RefSeq, a predicted model, not a curated record
ACAUCCUUCCAUUUUCUUUUUAUUUAAACAGCUCUGUCUAUUUACUUUGUGAACUCAGAAAUUUUCUUUGUUCUUAAAUUCCAAGAAACUUUCUACAAAUAUACCAAGAAAAAAAGUAUCAUGGGUUCUGAAGGCAAUAAGCAACCAAUUCAUGUCUUUAUGGUUUCAUUCCCAGGCCAAGGACAUGUCAAUCCUCUACUUCGACUAGGUAAACGCCUAGCAGCCAAGGGUAUUUUCGUCACAUUUUCCACAGCUGAAAGUCAUGGUGCUCAAAUGAGAAAAGCUAAUAAAAACUUAAGCGAUGAGCCAACACCUUAUGGUUCAGGUAUGAUAAGAUUUCAGUUUAUUGAUGAUGCUUGGGAUUAUUCGAAGCCCGAGGGUAAUGACCUCGGGAUUUACAUUCAGCAUCUAGAGUCGGUAGGUAAACAACUCCUUCCUCAAAUGAUUGAGGAAGAAGAGAAACAGGGUCGCCCUGUUUCUUGUAUUAUUAACAAUCCCUUUAUCCCUUGGGUUUCAGAUAUUGCUGAAACCCUUGGAAUUCCUAGCGCUGUCCUUUGGGUUCAAUCUGCUGCCAGUUUUUCAUGUUAUUACCAUUAUGUCCAUCAAUUAGCUCCUUUUCCUACUGAAUCAAAUCCCGAGAUCGAACUCCAACUUCCAGGUAUGCCCUUGCUUAAACAUGACGAAAUUCCUAGCUUUUUGCAUCCUGCUUCUUGUUACACUAUGUUGAAGAAGGCUAUUUUAGGUCAAUUUGAAAAAUUGUCUAGUCCAUUUUGUAUACUAAUGGAUACAUUCCAAGAACUCGAACUCGAGCUCGUUGAUCAGCUUUCCAAAAUUUGUCCAAUUAAAACUGUCGGUCCAUUAUUCAAGUACCCUAAAUUAAUUUCCCCCAACGGAGAGGAUUUUCGUGGCGAUUAUUUCACGUCUGAUAGUGGCAUAAUACAGUGGCUCGAUUCGAAAUCAGCAUCCUCUGUUGUAUACAUUUCAUUUGGGAGCAUAGUCAUGUUGAAACAAGAACAAAUUGAUGAAUUGGCCUAUGGAUUGUUAAAUUCAGGGGUGAAUUUUUUAUGGGUAUUAAAAGAACCUUCAGUAGGGACAGGUUAUUUACCAGUAAAAUUACCAGAUGGAUUUUUGGACAAAGCUGGUGACAGGGCUAAAAUUGUCCAAUGGUGUCCACAAGAACAAGUUUUAGCACACCCAUCAUUAGCCUGUUUUUUAACGCACUGUGGAUGGAAUUCGACAAUGGAAGCAAUAUCAAUUGGUACGCCAGUUAUUGCGUUUCCACAAUGGGGUGAUCAAGUUCUUGAUGCUAAGUACUUAGUGGAUGUGUUUAAAGUUGGAAUUCGAUUGUGUAGAGGUGAGGAUGAAAAUAGAAUCAUUCCGCGAGAGGAAGUGGAGAAGUGCGUGAGGGAGGCGACGAGUGGAGCAAAGGCCACGGAGAUGAAAGAAAACGCGUUGAAGUGGAAGAAAGUGGCGGAGGAUGCGGUGGCUGAUGGUGGCUCCUCCCAGCAGAAUCUCCAAGCAUUCAUCGAUGAUAUUGUCACAAAGUGUACUGCCGAAAAGUUCAAGAAAGCUAGCUUGCAAUAAGUGUUAAUUUAUUAUAAUCACGUCAUUUAAUAAGAUUAUACUCAUAUAUUACUCUA